Molecule: messenger RNA, 1734 nt
Organism: Populus trichocarpa (black cottonwood)
Lineage: Eukaryota; Viridiplantae; Streptophyta; Magnoliopsida; Malpighiales; Salicaceae
Product: acyl-coenzyme A thioesterase 2, chloroplastic
Exons: 5
Coding region: 39-1409 (456 amino acids)
Biological process (GO): acyl-CoA metabolic process
Molecular function (GO): fatty acyl-CoA hydrolase activity
Source: RefSeq, a predicted model, not a curated record
CCAAAGCAAACUUUCCUUUCUUUCUUCAUCUCUGAUAUAUGAAGGAGGAAUCCAGUUCCCAAAAUUUGGAGAAGGAAAUGGAAUUCAAUUCCUCCUCUCCAAGAACCAUCCCUGUAGUCUCCACAUUGACCAACCCCUUUGACAACAACAACUCCCUUGCUUGCGUCAACGGCCACACACGAAAGCCCAUAGCUUUAUGGCCAGGAAUGUACCAUUCACCAGUAACCAAUGCUCUGUGGGAAACAAGGUCCAAGACCUUAGAAAGACUUCUUGACCCACCUGAAGAUGCAACUCCACAGAGUGAAUUGUUGACUAAAACUCCAAAACAAAGCCGUACUAGAAUCUUGUAUGGUUUUUCUACUGAUUAUAUUUUAAGAGAGCAGUAUAGGGAUCCUUGGAAUGAGGUUAGGAUUGGUAAACUGCUUGAGGAUCUUGAUGCUUUGGCUGGCACCAUCUCUGUCAAGCACUGUUCCGACGAUGAUAGCACAGCAAGGCCACUGCUGCUGGUGACUGCUUCCGUGGAUAAGAUUGUCCUGAAGAAGCCAAUUAGUGUUGACGUCGAUCUUAAAAUAGUUGGUUCUGCCAUAUGGGUUGGUCGGUCAUCAAUUGAUAUUCAACUGGAGGUCAUGCAGUCCACAAAAGAGGGCUCUGACACUUCAGACUCCGUAGCUUUGACAGCCAACUUCAUAUUUGUGGCCCGUGACUCUAAGACUGGGAAAGCUGCUCCAGUGAAUAGGCUGUCGCCUGAAACAGAGAAGGAAAGGUUACUUUUUGAAGAAGCUGAAGCAAGGAGCAAGCUCAGAAAGAGGAAGAGUGUAGAAAAAAGGAAGGAAAUUCAGAAUGGGGAGGCAAAUAGACUUGAAGCAUUGUUGGCUGAGGGACGAAUCUUCUGUGACAUGCCAGCCUUAGCGGACAGAAACAGCAUUCUUCUAAGGGAUACAUGCCUUGAAAACUCUUUAAUUUGCCAGCCACAGCAAAGGAACAUACAUGGUCGAAUCUUUGGAGGGUUUUUGAUGCAUCGGGCUUUUGAGUUGGCUUUCUCAACUGCUUAUGCCUUUGCUGGAUUGGUUCCUUACUUUCUUGAAGUUGAUCAUGUUGAUUUCUUAAGACCUGUUGAUGUUGGAGACUUCCUGCGCAUCAAAUCCUGUGUUCUUUACACGGAACAUGAAAACUCAGAAAAGCCUCUGAUCAACAUUGAAGUUGUUGCCCAUGUUACCAGGCCUGAAUUGAGGUCCAGUGAGGUAUCGAAUACAUUUUACUUCACUUUCACUGCACGUCCAGAGGCAAAAGCCACAAAUAAUGGAUUUAGGAUCCGGAAAGUGGUUCCUGCAACAGAGGAAGAAGCGCGCCGUAUUUUAGAGCACAUGGAUGCAGAGUCCAUGCAAUCUGGCGAAGGCAAAAGCAAAUAGGAAUGUAUAUUACAAAUUAAAGACAAUAAGAAGCGAAGAUAGUUGGCAUAGCUCUAUAUCCACUCGACUGGUGUCCAGUUCCACGCAUUGGAGGGAUCAUCAAUCUCACUUGUUGUAAAAACUAGUCAAUCUUGGUGAGCCCACUCAUCCAUGAAUUCAGGAGUAUUACCAUGGAAAAAGAAUUCCUGAUAAAUAUAGUUUCCUUAUCACUAGGAUACGAAUUCCUGGGGUGAAAUUUAGUCACCUUUAUUUUAUAUAUUUUGAAAUACAUUUAUGUUUCAGUGCCUUCACUGGAAAAUAAAAAAUGCCCCCCUUCCUAAUUUAA